Messenger RNA from Cynoglossus semilaevis (tongue sole), 333 nucleotides. RefSeq names its product gonadotropin-releasing hormone 3 (gene gnrh3). NCBI's taxonomy places the organism in Eukaryota, Metazoa, Chordata, Actinopteri, Pleuronectiformes, Cynoglossidae. Gene Ontology annotation, molecular function: gonadotropin-releasing hormone receptor binding; gonadotropin hormone-releasing hormone activity. The transcript has 4 exons. Bases 43 to 318 code for a protein of 91 amino acids. Gene Ontology annotation, cellular component: extracellular region. Gene Ontology annotation, biological process: reproductive process; multicellular organism development. The record is from RefSeq and is a predicted model, not a curated record.
GGCUAAUGCACCACAUGUUAAGACGGCAAACACAGAGCUGUGAUGGAAACAGGCAGCAGAGUGAUCGUGCAGGUGCUGCUGCUGGCCUUGGUGCUUCAGCUCACACUGUCCCAGCACUGGUCUUAUGGAUGGCUACCAGGUGGAAAGAGAAGUGUAGGCGAGCUGGAAGCAACGAUCAGGAUGAUGGGCACUGGAGAAGUGUUGUCUCGUCCUGAGGAGGCGAGUGCCCAAACCCCAGAGAGGCUCGGACCAUACAAUGUUAUUGAUGGCGACUCCAGAUAUUUCGACCGCAAGAAAAGGUUCCUGAACAAUUACUGAGGACGCCAAAAAAAA